Molecule: messenger RNA, 3348 nt
Organism: Diaporthe amygdali
Lineage: Eukaryota; Fungi; Ascomycota; Sordariomycetes; Diaporthales; Diaporthaceae
Exons: 5
Coding region: 1-3348 (1115 amino acids)
Biological process (GO): phospholipid biosynthetic process
Molecular function (GO): phosphatidylserine decarboxylase activity; calcium ion binding
Source: RefSeq, a predicted model, not a curated record
AUGGUUAACAUCAUUCCACAACGGUUGAAAUCAUCAUCACGCUUGAAUAACGGCUCAGCCGCAAAUAGUCGUAACGCCAGCCCAAUGAGAAACAAAGGAGAUUCAGCAAGCCCUGAGGGGCGGAGGGAGACGGGGUUGAUGCUUAACACUGUAAUUUUGAAGGCACGAAAUCUCGCUGCGGCAGAUCGAAGUGGUACUUCUGACCCAUAUCUUGUUGUAACCCUCGGCGAAAAUAGACACCAAACCCACUCUGUGUCCAAAACCCUUAACCCACACUGGAACGAACAAUGCGAGUUCCACGUGAAUGAAACCCGGCACUUGCUCCUCGACAUCAUCUGUUGGGACAAGGACAGGUUUGGCAAGGACUAUCUCGGAGAGUUCGAUCUUGCCCUCGAGGAAAUAUUUGCGGACGGCCAUUACGAGCAGGAACCAAAAUGGUUCCCUCUGAAGAGCAAGAGGACAGGCAAGAAAGCUACCAAAGUCUCCGGCGAAGUCCUGUUGCAAUUCACUCUCUACGACGCCGCGAACCCAAAUGCGACCGACGUCGAUAUCGCUGCCAAGUUUAACGCUCUGGCCAAGUCUGCCCCUGAGGCCGACCCCACGUCUAAGAACCCGACACCCACCCGCACACCAGUCCUGGCUCCGACGAAGCCAAGCACCUCCCCGUCGCCGCCCAUCAGCCGGCGGCCGACAGAGUAUGGCAGCGAUGACGAUGACGCUGAGUAUGACGUUUAUGAUGACGAGACGCCAGAGGAGGAAGACCCAACGAAGCCCGAGAGCGCCGAGAAACGCAAGCGGCGGCUCCGAAUCAAGGGCUUGAAGCGCAAGAAGCGCGACAACCCGUAUGAGUUUACCAAUGGAGACCGCCAGGACGUCGUUGGAAUCAUCUUCCUCGAGGUUGUCAAAAUCACCGAUCUGCCUCCGGAAUCAAAUUUCACGAAGACCGGUUUCGACAUGGAUCCUUUCGUAGUCGCAUCUUUGGGCAAGAAGACUUAUCGUACCAAGGUCGUGCGACAUAACUUGAACCCGGUCUACAACGAAAAGAUGAUUUUCAACGUGCUCGGGCAUGAACAGACCUACUCUUUCGCCUUCACUGUCAUCGAUCGGGAUCGCUACACCGGCAACGAUUUCAUUGCAUCCACAUCUCUUCCCCUCAAGGAUCUUAUGGAGACGGCCCCUAGUGCCGACCCAGAGACGGGUCUUUACAGGCUGAGGGAGCUACCGGAAUAUGUGCAACCAGACAGCUCGUCGCAAAAGUCCCGCUUCAAGAGACUGGGUAUGUCAAGGUCAAAUUCUCAGCAGAGCCUGGCGAAAUCUGCGCGGCCCGCUCUUAGCAAGAAUCCUUCACAAAUGUCACAGGCGCCUACAUCUGUACCAGGCGACGGGGCGCUGGACCCCACGCAGCUCUCUGUCCCCAACCCCGGGCUUUUGGCGCCUGUCGACCCCAAUACUGUCGGAACCGGGGUAGAGGCGACUCAGGAUGGCGAAGAUCCUGACUUUGUGUUCUUCGAAGUGCCCCUGAAGAUGAAAAAUCUGGAGAAGUGGGAGGCAAAGCACAACCCAGUGCUCACUCUGAGGGCCAAAUACAUGCCCUACCCUGCCCUGCGGCAACAGUUCUGGAGAUCUAUGCUCAAGCAGUACGAUACCGAUGAGAAUGGGAGCAUCAGCAAGGUUGAGUUGACGACCAUGCUGGACACUCUUGGCUCCACUCUGCGCGAUUCUACCAUUGACAGCUUCUUCAAACGCUUCCCACACGCUGCCAACAGCGGUGAAAGUGAUCUUACAACCGACGAGGCGGUGAUCUGCCUGGAGGAUCAACUCCUGUCAAAAUCGAAACCAAGCAUGACUGAUCGUCUGAAGGACAAAUUGCCUGACUUCGCAAAGGGGCACACAUCUGGAAAAGAGCCAGCUUCGGGUGAGGUAGUCCCUGGUCCCGAAACGGCACCUAGCAGUCAGAUCUCCGCGUCUACCAUUACGGUUCCCAAGUUUUCCACUGCGGGUGAGGAAGGCGAAGCUCUGGCCGAGAGAGACGAUCUCAAUGACCGCGGAGAAGAGCAUGUGGUUGAGAUUAGGGAAUGCCCCAUCUGCCACCAACCUCGUUUGAACAAGAGAACCGAUUCGGACAUCAUCACUCAUAUAGCCACCUGCGCCAGCCAGGAUUGGCGCCAGGUCAACAACAUCGUGAUGGCUGGGUUUGUGACCGCUAGCCAGGCGCAGCGGAAGUGGUACUCCAAGGUCAUCACCAAGAUUUCAUAUGGAGGUUACAAGCUGGGUGCCAAUUCUGCCAACAUCCUCGUGCAGGAUCGCAUAACAGGACAAAUAAGUGAAGAAAAGAUGAGCGUGUACGUCAGACUUGGCAUCAGACUGCUCUACAAGGGGCUGAAAUCGAACAACAUGGAGAAUAAGAGGAUCCGCAAAUUGCUCAAGAGUCUCAGCAUCAAGCAGGGCAAGAAGUACGACGAUCCGGCUUCAAAGGCAGAGAUUGAGGGAUUCAUCGAAUUCCACAAGCUCGACAUGUCCGAAGUCCUCUUGCCCGUUGAGGAAUUCAAGAACUUCAACGAGUUCUUCUACCGGGCGCUCAAGCCAGAUGCUCGGCCAUGUUCAGCGCCUGGAAACCCCCACAUCAUUGUGUCACCUGCCGACUGUCGCUCCGUGGUUUUCAACCGCGUCGACAUUGCCACCAAUGUGUGGAUCAAGGGGCGCGAGUUCUCAGUCAAGAGACUGCUUGGCGACGCUUACCCAGAAGACGCAGUGCGAUAUGAGAACGGAGGUGCACUAGGCAUUUUCCGCCUCGCGCCACAGGACUACCACCGCUUCCACAUUCCCGUGGAUGGAGUAAUGGGCAAGCCCAAGACCAUUGAAGGAGAGUACUACACUGUCAACCCCAUGGCCAUCCGAUCCGCGCUGGAUGUCUACGGCGAAAACGUCCGUGUCAUCGUGCCAAUCGACACCGUGGCCCACGGCCGGGUAAUGGUCAUCUGUGUGGGAGCCAUGAUGGUGGGCAGCACCGUGAUCACCAGGCAAGAAGGCGAGCACGUCAAGAGGGCUGAAGAGCUUGGCUACUUCAAGUUCGGUGGCAGCACCAUUGUGCUGCUCUUCGAGGAGGGCAAGAUGGUGUUUGAUGAUGACUUGGUGGACAAUUCGAACGGCGCCCUCGAGACCUUGAUCCGUGUCGGCAUGUCCGUCGGCCAUUCACCCAGCGAGUCUCAAUGGGCACCCGACAUGCGUAAGGACGAGAAAGACAUAACGGAACAGGACAAGCGGGAGGCCAAGAGACGUAUUCAAGGGAACUACCACCUAGAGGACGACAGCGACGAGUCACCCCCUGCUAGCCAAACCGCCGGGUAG